AUGACAGACGCGACAGAGUUCCCGCAAUCUUUUGUCCGACCAUGGAAAGAGCUGCUCCAAUCGCGACGCGACGAGCAAGAAGAUGACUUUCCAAGCUACUACGUCAAUAAUAUCGACUCCCUCAUCACCACCAGUUCACCCAAGACAUUAUAUGUUGGAACAGGCCACUCCAUAUACACGCGCGCUCUUCUGCCAGCAAUUCUCAGCGCCAAGCACUCGGUUCAAUUGAUCACCUGCUACUGGGCUGCUUCACCGUCUCUGGAUGCCAUCCGCGACACAUUCGAGAAGCUUGCGAAGGCGCGUAUUGAAGCCAACGUCAAAGAGCCUCUACGGAUUACAAUAGGCUUCUCAUCAUUUGGACUAUUCCAGAAACUCUUCCAUCCUGCAUCGCGAGAGGGAUAUGUCUAUGAGCCGUCGAAAUGGCCUAAGCUGGGUCUGCCCGACCAGCAACUGCUACAGAAUGCCAAUAUCGACCUUACGCGAUGGUUCGAAGGUUGCGUCGAGGUCGAGGGUGCCAUUGUCGACCGUCUCUUGGCCUUUUAUGAUCGCGUUUGGGGCUGCAAUGAUGAACCUUCCCGACUACUUGACUCGCGAGAAGAUUCGCAAAUCGAUCAAAGAGCACCAGAUCGACUACAAGCCAACAGUGAAACAUCGGCAACGCAGUCAAUUGACUUCCCUGCCAGUGGCCCAGUUCCGACCAUCUUUCUCCCUUCACCGCAUCAUCGGAACCCUCGGUUUUCCUUCUUCCCAUUUCUGUCGCAGACAAAUCCACCGAUGACUCCCCUGAAUGCAGCACUACUUACACUGUUCAGCAACGCACAGCGACGCAUCACCAUCCUCACUCCCAAUGUCACCUCGUGGCCUGUUGUGGAGAGUCUAUUGGAUGCGCUUGCACGGGGAGUCGAUGUUCAGAUCAGAACCAGCAAGGGUAUGAUGCUGAUCGAGCAGCUAGUCACGGCUGGCACAACGACAUCCUGGUGUUUGCGCAAGUUUAUUCAGAGAUACAAUGCUCUUGUCAAUCAGCCACGAUCAUCGGAUCCUGAAGCGCAAUCGCCUGCGCCCGGCAAGCUGGAGAUCUUCUACUACAAACAACUCGACGCUAGACGCGACAAAGAAGAUGAACCCGUCGUCAGUCAUUUCAAGAUGACUCUUGUUGACGACGAGUAUCUAGUGUUAGGCUCAGGCAAUAUGGACAGGGCAAGUUGGUGGACGAGUCAGGAAAUCGGAUUACUAUUCUAUGUCCCUGGCUUUCAGGGUCAACACCUCUGGAACGAUGUCCUCGAGAAGCGCACAGAAGUCUUGUUUCAAUCUGACCACCCUAAGCGAUUGAUCUGA
Messenger RNA from Fusarium fujikuroi IMI 58289, 1335 nucleotides. RefSeq lists its product as uncharacterized. Gene Ontology annotation, molecular function: catalytic activity. The record is from RefSeq and is a predicted model, not a curated record. The transcript has 2 exons. The coding region runs from base 1 to 1335 and encodes 444 amino acids. NCBI's taxonomy places the organism in Eukaryota, Fungi, Ascomycota, Sordariomycetes, Hypocreales, Nectriaceae.